AUGAAGUCGCUUGCUUGCUUCCUGCUAGGCGCCCUGUCCCUGACGGGGGCAGCCCUCUCCGCGCCGCUCCAGGCCGCCGCGGCCGCCGACCCCAGCAGCUUCCCCUCGGUCGACGGCCUCCGGUUCAAGAUCGACGGGCAGACCAAGUAUGCCGCCGGCACCAACUCGUACUGGAUCAGCUUCCUGACCAACAACGCCGACGUCGACCUCGUCAUGGACCACCUGGCCCAGUCCGGGCUCAAGAUCCUGCGCGUCUGGGGCUUCAACGACGUCACCCAGCGGCCCGCCGGCAGCACGGUGUGGUACCAGUACCUCUCGGCCUCGGGCUCGCAGAUCAACACGGGCGCCAACGGCCUGCAGCGGCUCGACUACGUCGUCGCGGCGGCCGAGAGGCGCGGCGUCAAGCUCAUCGUCAACUUUGUCAACAACUGGGGCGACUACGGCGGCAUGCCGGCCUACGUGGCGGCCUUUGGCGGCUCCAAGGAAGGCUGGUACACCAACGCCCGGGCCCAGGACCAGUACCGCAAGUACGUCGCCGCCGUGGUCGGCCGGUACCGCAACUCGUCCGCCGUGUUCGCGUGGGAGCUGGCCAACGAGCCGCGGUGCAAGGGGUGCAGCAGCGACGUCAUCUACAAGUGGGCGUCGGACGUCUCCAAGCACAUCAAGUCGCUCGACCCGAACCACAUGGUGACGCUCGGAGACGAAGGGUUCGGCCUCCCCGGCGGAGACGGCUCGACGAGCUACCCGUACGGGACGUCUGAGGGUGUCGACUUUGUCAAGAAUCUCGGUAUUAAGACUCUUGACUUUGGUGUUUUCCACAUGUAUCCCAAGAGCUGGGGUGUCUCUAACAGCUUCGGUCCCGGGUGGGUCAGGGACCACGGCGCUGCCUGCAAGAAGGCAGGGAAGCCGUGCCUGUUUGAAGAAUAUGGCACCGAAAGCGAUCACUGCAACGUAGAGAAGCCCUGGCAGCAGGCAUCCCUAACCACCGAGGGCGUCGCCGGAGAUCUGUUCUGGCAAUGGGGUGACAUCUUGAGCACGGGACAAACCCACAACGACGGCAACACCAUCUACUACGGCUCCGCAGACGCGAAGUGCCUCGUCACGGACCAUGUGAAGGCUAUCAACUCUUGA
Messenger RNA from Thyridium curvatum, 1131 nucleotides. RefSeq lists its product as uncharacterized. Gene Ontology annotation, molecular function: hydrolase activity, hydrolyzing O-glycosyl compounds. NCBI's taxonomy places the organism in Eukaryota, Fungi, Ascomycota, Sordariomycetes, Thyridiales, Thyridiaceae. Bases 1 to 1131 code for a protein of 376 amino acids. The transcript is spliced from 3 exons. The record is from RefSeq and is a predicted model, not a curated record.